This is a messenger RNA of Trichogramma pretiosum, 762 nucleotides long. RefSeq names its product glutaredoxin-C4-like. Gene Ontology annotation, biological process: cellular response to oxidative stress. The coding region runs from base 180 to 479 and encodes 99 amino acids. Lineage: Eukaryota; Metazoa; Arthropoda; Insecta; Hymenoptera; Trichogrammatidae. Gene Ontology annotation, molecular function: glutathione disulfide oxidoreductase activity. Gene Ontology annotation, cellular component: cytoplasm. The transcript has 3 exons. The record is from RefSeq and is a predicted model, not a curated record.
CAUUUCUAUUCUUAAUUAUUUUCUACUGUAAAUUAAUUAAGGUUUCUUCUUGGUGUCACAUUCUUACAUUUUCGUUUAUAUCAUAUUAUAUACAGUCGGUAGUUUGUCAAUUUUUAAUUGACACUUGUGCUCUAUAGUUUUUAAAUACUGUUUCCAGCACAGCAAAGACAAUCAACAAGAUGGCCAUUACAGUCGAAGGAGUCCAAGACUUGAUCAAAUCAGACAAGGUUGUCAUUUUUUCCAAAAGCUCAUGCCCCUACUGCAAAAUGGCCAAAGAAUGCUUUGAAAAACUGAAGCAAGCAUUCACUGCUAUCGAGCUGGACAAAAGAGACGAUAUGGAUGAAUUCCAAGACAUUCUUGGAACGCUCACCGGAGCCAGGAGCGUACCCAGAGUAUACGUCAAAGGAGAGUUCAUUGGAGGAGGUACUGAUGUGAAGAAACUGUACGAAAGCGGAGAGUUGGCCAAGAAACUGGCUUAAAUUUUCCAAUUGUUGAUUUAAUAAAAAAUAUCUUAGUUUUUUAUUGCAUCUAAGUCAUUGAUCAAUGAAAGAUAAAUCUUUUUUGUUAUUGAAAUUAAUUUACACCAAAACUUUGUACACUCCUUUGUAAUUGUUGAAAUAUCACACUCAGUAUUCCAUCACUGUUUCAAGUAGAUAAGAUAAUUUUUUUUAUGAAAAUGACAAGGAUUAAUUUCCUUCGAUGUAUGUAUUUAAUCACUCGUGUAUUUGACAAAGAUAAUAUAUAAAGUAUUUUCACUCGCAA